AUGGUUACAACCAAGAUUUCCGCCCUUCUGUUCAUCAUAUGUCGUUCGCUGGUAUUUGGGUGUUCUCCUGGAGGAACUCUAGCAAGCGAUGCAGAAAUUGUCCAGGAUCCCGAAUUCGUAUUUUCUGUAAGCCCACCAGUUGGAUGGACCUAUUUCCCUCCAUUAGCGAGUACAGGAAUCAACACAGCGCAGACAGUAAAUUAUUUCCCAGGCCAAGGAUUAUCGCUGAAUGACGCAGCAAAUCGUGCUGCAGCCGAUGUUACUGCAUCUAUGCUAGAAGCUUUCAAUGAGGUUGGGAUACUAGCCCCGGGUGUUCAAAUAACCGUAAUCUACGAGCCCGAUAUGAUAAGCAACUGCUACAUCGGAACGCUUAUAACAGCUGGAACAAGAAUCGGCGUUCUUUCCGGUGGUGCAAUAACCGAAAUCGGAUUAGUACCAAACACAGGUCUUACCCUGCAAACCUGUUCUCCAAUCAAUGGAAUCGAUUUCUUAGAAUACGUCAAAGUACGUCUAUCACCAUAUGCAGCCAUUUAA
Messenger RNA from Enterobius vermicularis (human pinworm), 534 nucleotides. Lineage: Eukaryota; Metazoa; Nematoda; Chromadorea; Rhabditida; Oxyuridae. The record is from the annotation of a GenBank genome assembly.